AUGUCUUACGAACGUCUGCAAGGGAAAGUGGCGCUUGUGACAGGCGCAUCAUCGGGGAUGGGCAGGGCAACCGCGCUCGCACUCGCACGCGAGGGAGCAAUCCUGGUCUGUUGCGAUCUCAAACCAGAGCCGAAUCCCAAGGGCUACGAAGAUGAUAUUUCCAAAACUACGGUAGAAGUGAUAAUCGAGAACGGCGGCACUGCAAUAUUCCACAAAAUCGACAUCUCCAAUUUCGAGGAAGCGGAAGCGGCAUUUGAGCACACUGCAGAGACGUUCGGAGGCGUGGACAUUCUUAUCAACUGCGCGGGCUUGUGGGCACCAUUUCGGAAGUUCGUCGACGAAGACGAUGAGCUUUGGUGGAGGAUGCUGGAGAUCAAUACAGCGGGCACAUCAAAGAUGUCGCGCCUCGCAUUACGCCAAUUCCUCAAACAGGAUGUUGACGAGCAUUGGGGGAGCCGUGGUCGGAUUGUCAAUGUUUCGUCCUGCGCCGCGAACAUCGCGUAUGCAGGCGAAGUGGCCUACUCUGCAACCAAAGCGUCAAUAAACCAUAUGACUCGAGCAGGGGCAAUUGACCACGCUCGGGAUCAUAUCAACAUCAACUGCGUAGCACCGGGCGUAGUGGCGACCGGCAUGGCGCGUGGAAACCUGGAGAAUCAGGAUAUUGUAAAGGGCAUGAAGGGUGCUACUCCGUGGCCACGACUGGGUGUUCCGCAAGACAUUGCGCAGGCUAUUCUGUUUUUCUGUCUGCCGGAGUCUCAGUGGAUUACUGGGCAGGUGCUUUCAGUUGACGGAGGGAUGACUCUUGGUGUACCCGCUGAAUGA
Molecule: messenger RNA, 822 nt
Organism: Aspergillus versicolor CBS 583.65
Lineage: Eukaryota; Fungi; Ascomycota; Eurotiomycetes; Eurotiales; Aspergillaceae
Product: SDR family NAD(P)-dependent oxidoreductase
Exons: 2
Coding region: 1-822 (273 amino acids)
Molecular function (GO): oxidoreductase activity, acting on the CH-OH group of donors, NAD or NADP as acceptor
Source: RefSeq, a predicted model, not a curated record